AUGGCCAAGAAUGGCGGCCCAUCCACGGCCGAAGAGCAGAUAAACCUCAAGUUGAUCUUGGUCAGCGGCCGAACCCACGAAUUCCACUUUGCACCGUCCACCUCAGCCACAGAUAUUUGUCAGCACGUAUUCGAGAAUUGGCCUGAGGGUAGGGAUUUUUGGAUUUCGCCAGUUUUGAGUUUAGAUAUCGACUAUCUCGAAACUAAAGUCCAAAUUUUAUGAAAAAGAACUUUGAAAUUCAAGUAUAACAUAAAUUUGAUUUCAGACUGGAAAGACGAAGCCGUCGCGUCCUCAGCUCUUCUCAAAUUAAUCUACCACGGUCGCUUUCUUCAUGGUAGUGUAACGUUAAAUGCCUUAAGCCUACCUCCCGGUAAAACGACGGUCAUGCAUUUGGUGACACGGGAAAACCUUCCGGAACCAAAUUCGAAUGGUAAGAAUUUUGACUAUAAUAGUGCCGCGGCUUGCUAAUACACAAGCCUGUCAAGGGUAUCUAUCAAAGGCUUGUUUUCCUUAUUCUAUGCACUAACAAGGGAAUGGACUUUAUGUGUAAAUCGAUUUUGACUUGGGACAUAGUCAGAUCGAAAGGUGUGUGGUAGUCGAUUAUUCACUUGGGGGGAAAUCUCUGCGCGGGGCUUCAAAGCCGAGAAAAUCGGCUUCAAAGUUUGGACGAAAAUCAAAGGAAAAGGAUAGGGAUCCCGGAAAAGGAGCCAUAAAAAGUGUGAAGCAGUGGCCGAGUGGUCAGUGCGCUCGCUUUUUGCGCAAAAGGUCGCAAGUUCGAAUCUGCUUCCAUUCAUAACUUUUUUAAACAAAAACUUCUAUUAAUUUUUUCCCCUUGAACUCGAUUAUCGAUGCAAGAAGUAUAUUUUAAACGGAACCUUUCCAUUUUCAACGGCUUUGCACCUUCCCUUUACAGUUUUAGACCGCAGAGCACAACAUCAACCUGAUGUAUUCAAAAACAACUUUCCACUUUUUUAAAUGUACAGCCGGAUUAGCACGAAGAAAGCAGAAGUAAAAAACGAUAAUAAUGAUUUGAGCUUGGAAACACUCGAACCUGCAACCUUUUGCGCAAAAAGCGAGCGCACUGACCACUCGGCCACUGCUUCACACUUUUUAUAGCGCCUUUUCCGGGAUCCCUAUCCUUCGGUUUUCGUCUAAACUUUGAAGCCGAUUUUCUCGGCUUUGAAGCCCCGCGCAGAGAUUUCCCCCCAAGUGAAUAAUCGACUACCAUACACCUUUCGAUCUGACUAGGUCCCAAGCCAAAAUCGAUUUACACAUAAAGUCCAUUCCCUUGUAAGCAUUGUAAAAUACGAGACAAGUUACUUCGUGCGCCCUUAUAAAAGUAAUCAUUUUCAGACAGCACACGAAAAUCGAAGACGACGGGUUGUUGCCGAUGCACGAUAUGCUAA
This is a messenger RNA of Bursaphelenchus xylophilus (pine wood nematode), 1406 nucleotides long. The record is from the annotation of a GenBank genome assembly. Lineage: Eukaryota; Metazoa; Nematoda; Chromadorea; Rhabditida; Aphelenchoididae.